This is a messenger RNA of Caenorhabditis sp. 36 PRJEB53466, 2159 nucleotides long. NCBI's taxonomy places the organism in Eukaryota, Metazoa, Nematoda, Chromadorea, Rhabditida, Rhabditidae. The record is from the annotation of a GenBank genome assembly.
AUGCUGUCGACGUUGAGCAAGAGUGCGCGGCUCUCGCAAACCAGAUUCCUUCGUCUGUCCCAUUCGGCUGCCGCUGCCAAGGAUGCGAAACCGGCGAAGAAGACGGCUGCCGUCGACAGUCCAUCGUUCGUCAUGAACCUUUUCAGAGGAAAGGCCGUCUCUGAACAGGUACACCAUCAAACAUUUAGUUCUUUGUGUCUAUCUGGUUGUUCAGGUGUUCCCAUAUCCAUUGAAACUGACUGACGAGCAGAAGGAGACCCUCGGAAUGGUGAUGUCACCACUUGAGAAGAUGCUCGCCGAAGUCAAUGACGUUGUCAAGUAAUUAGCAGUCUUCUCACUGUUACCGCAAUUACAUUUUUCAGGAACGAUGAGACUGCAGACAUCCCAAGAGCGGUGCUCGAUCAGUUCGCUGAGCUCGGAACUUUCGGAGUUCUUGUGCCGCCAGAGCUCGAAGGAUCCGGAUUCAACAACUCUCAAAUGGCCAGAGUCGCUGAGAUUGUCGGAGCUUACGAUCUUGGAUUCGGAGUUGUGAUGGGAGCUCAUCAAUCGAUCGGAUACAAAGGAAUUCUUCUCGAGGGAACUGAGGCUCAGAAGCAGAAGUACCUGCCGGAUCUAGCCACGGGGCGCAAGUUUGCUGCAUUUGCUCUCACUGAGCCAUCAACUGGAUCGGAUGCUAGUGUAAGAACCCGACACAUUCAGACAUUUUGCAAAAUCCCUUGUAGUCUAUCAGAAGCAGAGCCGAACUUUCUCCCGAUGGAAAGCACUACAUUUUGAACGGAGGAAAGAUCUGGAUCUCGAACGGAGGAUUUGCCGACGUCUUCACUGUCUUCGCUCAGGUACCUCCUAUUUCUACAGAAGCACUAAGUAAUUCCGAUGUUACAGACACCAGUCAAGCAGGCUGACGGAUCCACCAAGGACAAAAUUUCGGCAUUCAUUGUCGAGAGGGCAUUCGGAGGAAUUACCAGUGGACCCCAGGAGAAGAAGAUGGGUAUCAAGGGAUCGAACACAACCGAAGUUCACUUCGACAACGUUAAAAUUCCGGUGGAGAACCUUCUCGGAGAGGAAGGCAAAGGAUUCUAUGUUGCGAUGAACAUCCUGAACAACGGAAGAUUUGGAAUUCCUGCGGCGUGCACUGGAGCCAUGAAGCACUGCAUUCAGAAGACCGUCGACCACGUCACGACUCGUGUUCAGUUCGGAAAGAAGCUGCAAGAGUUCGGAAAUGUGCAAGAGAAGCUGGUAGAUAUGACCGCGAGACUCUACGCCACCGAAUCGAUCGUCUACAUGCUGGCCGCCAACAUGGAUCGUGGAAUCAAAGAAUACCAACUCGAGGCUGCCAUUGGAAAAGUUAUGGCUUCCGAGAACGCGUGGCAUGUCUGCGAUGAGGCAAUUCAAUUGCACGGAGGAAUGGGAUUCAUGCGCGAGACUGGACUCGAGAGAGUCCUCAGAGAUCUCCGCAUCUUCCGUAUUUUCGAGGGGGCCAACGACGUUCUCCGUCUCUUCAUUGCUCUUACCGGAGCUCAGCACGCCGGAAAACAUCUGGCCGAACAGGCUUCCGGAGUCGGAGGACUCAUUGGACUGGCCGUUCAGCGUGUGACGGGGUAAGAGAACGAAACGAUUGAGAUUUUAGAUAAAUUCAUUUCAGUGGGAACACUGGAUCUGACUUUGGAAGUGUCGUCGACCCAAGCCUACAGGAUUCCGCAAAGAGCCUCGAUCAACAAAUUGCUCUCUUCGGUCAAACUGUUCAGGGUCUUCUGAUGAAGCACAAGAAGGGAAUCAUUGGUAAUUACAAUUAUUCUGACACUUUUGUAAAAUCUCUUUUCAGAUCGUCAAUACGAAAUGAUCCGCGUUGCCAACGCCGCCAUUGACAUCUACAGCUCUAUCGCCGUGCUCUCUCGUGCCACGUUCACCAUCAAGAACAAGUCUUCCAGUGCCGAUUUCGAGCGCCAGGUUGCGACCUAUUAUGUUAGCAAUGUAAGUUCAUUAAAGAAACCAGCAAAACAAAUAAUUUUGUAAUUCAGGCGGUUCGCUCUGCUAACAGAAAUCUGAAGGAUGCUGCGAGCGGAGUCGAAAAUGCGACGAAGGUUGCCACGAUCGAGUCCCUGGCGAAGGAAGUGUGCACAAAUGGAGGACUUCCCCUCCAGCACCCAAUCGAACUGUAG